CCAACCUGUCCCCUGGUAGGGGGAGUGUCCCUGUAGGGUUGUCCUAUGGUGGGGGAGUGUCCCCGUGGGGAUCUGGGCUGUCCACAUGGGGCAGGGAAAGGAAAGGACCCUCUGGUGAGUUGAGCCUGUCUCAACAGAGGGAGGGAUGUGGGGAGUGCGCCCAGGGUAUUGGGGUCAGAGCCGCAUUAGCCUGCUGGAGCUGAGCUGCGCUGACUCAGCCCUAUCUCCCAGUCCCUGACCACCCCUGUUACUGUCCUGUGCCAUCUGCCUGUCCUGAUGGCACCCAUGCUGGCUCUGCCGCUGCCCCUCGGGCCCCGAGUGCGCCUGGCACAGGGACUCUGGUUGCUCUCUUGGCUGCUGGUGUUGGCGGGCAGCCUGGUACUGCUGGGCGCUGCUCACCUCCUGUCCCAGCUGCGCACCCUGGGCGCCUUCCUACCCCCGAGCUGCUACUUCCUGACGCUGCCUCGAGCUGCACUGCUGGCGGGUGCCACAGCGUUGGGAACAGGGCUGGGUGGUGCGGGUGCCAGCCAGGCCAGCCUGGACGCGGCACGCUACCCAGCCUGGCGUGCCAUGCUGGGCCCACUGCUGCUGGACACAGAGGUGCCCGGGCACUGCCACACUAAGUGGCUGAUGGACGAGCUGCAGCUCAGGCACCAAUGCUGCGGACGCCAUGGCUACAAGGACUGGUUCGGGGUUCAGUGGGUCAGCAGUCGCUACCUGGACCCCAGCGACCAGGACGUGGCAGACCGCAUCCAGAGCAACGUGGAAGGCCUCUACCUGACCGACAGUGUCCCCUUUUCUUGCUGCAACCCCCACUCGCCUAGGCCCUGCCUGCAGAGCCGCCUCUCGGACCCUUAUGCCCACCCACUCUUUGAUCCCCGGCAGCCUAAUCUAAACCUCUGGCCCCAGGGGUGCCAUGAGGUGCUACUGGACCAUCUGCAGGGCCUGGCAGGCACCUUGGGCAGCGUACUGGCCAUCACCUUCCUACUGCAGGUGCUGGUGCUACUUGGCCUGCGGUACCUGCAGACAGCGCUGGAGGGACUUGGUGGGGUCAUCGAUGGGGACGGCGACACCCAGGGCUACCUCCUCCCCCGAGGGUUCAAAGAUAUGCUGAAGACAGCCUGGCAACAUGCAGGGGGUACCCACAGGCCAGCACCUGCUGAGUCACCCACAAGAGAGGGCCCUGCCCAGGAGGACCUGCCAGAGGCCUAGGGGCCAGGGAGUUAGGGUCAGGAGCUACAGAUGGAGAACUUGGCUCCUUGCCAGGAGGCCCCUGAAUUGAGGAACUGUCCACAAGCCAGACAGAGAACAGGCACCCUCCUCUGCCUCUGUGAACAGCAGCAAUAGAGGACCGGAGGCUGCUUCUACACAGACUCAGUAAUAAAGCUCUGGGACAGAA
Messenger RNA from Cavia porcellus (domestic guinea pig), 1399 nucleotides. RefSeq names its product retinal outer segment membrane protein 1 (gene Rom1). Gene Ontology annotation, biological process: visual perception. The record is from RefSeq and is a predicted model, not a curated record. Gene Ontology annotation, cellular component: membrane. The coding region runs from base 277 to 1212 and encodes 311 amino acids. The transcript has 4 exons. NCBI's taxonomy places the organism in Eukaryota, Metazoa, Chordata, Mammalia, Rodentia, Caviidae.